Messenger RNA from Podarcis lilfordi (Lilford's wall lizard), 4954 nucleotides. NCBI's taxonomy places the organism in Eukaryota, Metazoa, Chordata, Lepidosauria, Squamata, Lacertidae. The record is from the annotation of a GenBank genome assembly.
AAAGGAAGUCCAUUGCCUGUUGCCAUCUGGUACACAAUAGACAACCAUCUCCACCAUGAAGCUGACAACUGUGUUUCUCCUGGGCACUCUGUUGGUUUGCUGUUAUUCAGGUGAGUUGCUUAGCCCAUUAUAACAAGACAUUUUAGUCUCAAUGGGCCUUUUGGGGUAAGUAUGGAUGCUUCCAUAGGAAAGAGUUUCAUACUGGACAAUUUCAUACUAAACAGUUUUCCUUAAAUACCUAAAAUUUGUAAGUCAUUGUUAUCCUGCUGCUCAAAUUAGUUUUCAGUAGCAGUAUAAAGUUGCCUAGCUGUCAGGCUUCAGGGAAUCCGAUCCCCCACCUUCCUGGCUGACAAUCAGAAAUGGGAAAACAAUAAGUUCUUACCAUGGUAUUUUAUUCAAUAUUCACAUAGAAAGACGGAGGAUGCCACCUCUCAGAUAAUGGCGUCGCUCCGAGUAAAGUCCCACCCCUUCCGUCUCUACUAUUAUACACCAUCCCUGCGCUGCCUGAUCUGUGCUUUCUGCCUCUGUGCUUUCUGUUCUCCUACUCUCAAUGCACGCCGGGUCCUGGGAGAGGAGGGGUCAGGAAUGUUGUCUAAAGACACUGAGUCUGUCAGCUGUCUCUCCCCUGGUGCUUCUUCUUCCUGCUGCUCUCCCAAUAUUUCCCAGCUUCUCCCCUCUCCAGCCUCUGAACUAUGACCUUCUGCAAACCACUAUUCUAAAUCUAUACUGUCCUCCUCUUCUCGGGAAGGUUCAGGAGGAGGGUGGGGCGGUCCCCACCAUUCCUCCUCAGUCCAGUCCCUGACACUACCCCCAAAUGCAUUUCAUGGGCCAGUCUCUCUCUCUGAGUGAUGUCCGUAUGGUUGGAUGGAGCCACCCUCCAAAGUCAGCUUUGCUUCAGCUUACCCUGAUAGCUCUGUGGCAGGAUGGGUGCACCAGCAGAGCCAAUCCAGAGCUUCCAUUGGCAUACCCAUGCAGCUCUGACCUUGCCGCUCCCUACUCUACCUCAUCCUAGCCUCGCCCAGCUAGGAUGCAGUGACACCAGUGUUAGGAGGAUGGCUCUGCCCACUCACAAUUCACAAUUGCUUAUUAGCAUCCAGUGUUGUGGGUAAAUGGAUCUGGGCUUAUGUGCUCAUUUUUGCUUGUACAGUUUUCUUUGGACAUAUGUGGGGGGAAAGUAUUUCACCCCACAGGUAUUCUGGGUAAGACUGUUAUGUUUAUAUGCAAAGGCUAGCCUGCACCAGCUGCUCAGUACUGGAGUUAUUUAGAAGACAACUUGGUCAAAACAGAGAGAGUGUAUUGCAGAGCUGUAAAUAGCGCCAGUCUUUUGUUAUCAUUACAGUGAAUCUACCUGAGAGAGAGAAAGCUAGAAGUCACCUACCCCAAGGGUGACCCCAAAAUAUAGGGUUGGGAAAGAAUAAGUAUGUGCACACAUGUAGUCUUUAAAACCACACGGGUUGGGUUUUUUUGUACAUAGCAGUUUGCAAUUGUACAUACCUUAAUGCAAUAACAUCAUACAAGCUGCAGCUACUACCCCUGUUGUCUGUACACACAGGUGGGCUUGUUUUCAAACUUGUGCAAUGACAUUCUCUAUUUCACUCAGUGUUGGAACAGAUCAUAUACCGUAUAUACUUGAGUAUAAACCAACCCGAAUAUAAGCCGAGGCACCUAAUUUUACCACAAAAAAACUGGGAAAACUUAUUGACUCGAGUAUAAGCCGUUUCACCACACCAGAGGCUGGUGUUAGCAGUGGCAGAGGAAGAACAAGCAGCCUGAAAGGGCUGUUUUCGGGCUGCUCGUUCCUCCUCCUCUGCCGCCAACAGCGGCAAAGGCAGAGGAGGAGGAAGGAGCAGUUCGAAAGGACCUUCACUCGAGUAUAAGCUGUGGGAGGCUUUUUCAGCAUAAAAAAAUGUGCUGAAAAAGUCAGCUUAUACUCAAGUAUAUACGGUAUACACAUAAUAGCCUUUCAAAAGAGGGGAUGGAAACCAGUGUGUUGAUAUGCUGUGGAUAUAUUCUAGUAUAUAGAGGAGGCUAUAUGACUGCACUGUUUCUUAUUUUGUCUAUUUCAUUCAAAGACAAAUUAAACAUGAUGAGGGCCAGUGGCACAGCCCUGCAAUGUCCAUAGGGCUUCCCCAAUAGGAGGAGGAGACCUGAGAAAGUGCUCUCUGUGUACGCAUGUAGGCAGCAAACGCUUGAGAAGUGCAUUAUCGGUGCAGAACGGAUUAUAACUGUUCCAGCAGAAUGUGUUUUAGAUCAACGAAUAAUUUGGGACAGGGAUGACAUGGCACCUGUAUCCAGUACUGAAUGUACAUAAUCGUGCCAUGUGUGCAUACCCAAAAAAGAAUAGGCAAAUUCUGUGUGAGAGUCUCAAGAGGAUUUUGGUGGUAUGGUGAGGAGGUUAAGAAGACUGGUGCCUGGAUCUAUUUCUGGAUCUAUUUCUGGAAUAGAAGAUCAAAUGUGUCCUGGACACCCGGCCUCCCACCCCAAGUUCCAAUUUAUGGACAUGACUGAAAUAAUAAAAUCCUUGUCAUUCAGGGUCAUGGAAUCUGGCAUGCUGUUUCAUUUACUACCCUAGGGAGCCAGUUAGCAGGUGAGAAAGUGGAAAGCUGACAGAUUCACAAAAAUAACAGAUUAAUUAAAAAUAUUUUUAUCUGUUAUAUAUUUGGUUUUUAUCAUGCACUCAUGCACUCAUAGUUUCUGCUUAACUUGAAUACCCUAGUCAAAGCUACACUACCUGCGUUUUGCCAUGUGAUGUUUAACUGGUUCAGAGCCUGCUCACUUCUAUCACAGUUCAGAUUUCCUCACUCAAAAUCUAAUUUUCAAGCAUUUUCCAUUCCUUUCCAGCUACUGCUAUGAAAACUUGCCCCGUUCUUGUUGAUACCCUCACAAACUUCCUUUUUGCCUCACAUGAUGACUACAUGAAAGCAAUUGAUCGCUUUGCCACCACCGAAGAAAUGAAGAAAGCUGCUUCUGUGCUUAAACAAUGUGCAGUCGGGCUUCCGGAAUCCGUUCUAAUAGCAAAAAGCCAAGUGCUGGUAAUUAUUUUCACACACAUAUACCCAACACUUAAAUCACAGUUUGGGGCAAAUUCAUAAAUGCACAUUCAUUAUUUGAGGACUUGAAGGUCUAAAACUGCUAUGACAGAUUGCCUCAAGUCACCACAGACACAAUAUGUUUCAGUGGAAGUAGGCUCUGAGGCCUUGUUCAGAUAUGGCUGUUUAUCACAUCAUGACUCCAGCAUAAGCUGGCUGGGUGUCUAUGUGAGUUAACUGUAUUGUUCAAUAAUAAAUACUAAAGUCAGAUAAUAAAAAAGAACCACACAGAGAAAGUUUAAUUAGAUAGCAAAAAGGUUGUAAUAAAAGCAGAGAAACACCAAUAAUUAAAGCAACCCAUUAAAAGUUCAGAAGAUUCAAACUGUCUUCAUCUGUUGCCUAAAAAUUAGAAAAUUGGCACCAAAAGUGUAUCUCUGCUAGCAAAGAAUAUUUUACAACCAAUGAGCAUAGCUGUGAACGUUUCCCCUUUUAAAACGGAAAUUCCCUUAUUCCGAAUAGGAUUCCUCACAAGUAAAGGGAAAAGCUGACAGCUAUGCUAAAGAGGGUUUCCAGCCCCUGGGGAUUGGUGGUGAAGGGCAAAAGCUCCCACAUUAAAGAAGCACAUUCAAUCUCUGAGAUUAGAACAGGAGUUGUCAACCUUUCUGGGCUAGAGGACUCAUUCAGAAUGUUGAGAAAGCACAGGGUUCUAGUUAUAAAAUGGCUGCCACAUGUAGAAGAGCAGAAUAAGAGACAGGACACAAAAUGGUGCAGACCUCCUCCCCAUCAGCCAUCUCCAUCAGUUGAGGAGGAAAAAUCACCUAUAUUCGCCCCUACUGCACUCACUCACAGAGAGAAGCUGUUUGCACCUCUCCCCUGUUCAGCACAGAUGGGAGGGUGUGUGUCUAAUCCUGGCAUUCACUGAAAUGUAGCAUGUUUAAAGGGGCACUCAUCGUCUAUCUUGGAGAGGUUGAGUAAAUGCAAACAGGAACUGUGCAGGAAAAGCAAACAGUCUCUCAUGCAUUGUAGAUUUUUGAGGGGCUAUUUACUGAGCCCUUUUGCAGGCACCACAGGAGGUACUGGUGCCCUCAAGCACCACGUUGGCUAACCCUGGAUUAGGACAGCCUAGACACAACCUACCAUAUCAGAGACAGAUAUGAUUAUAUGAUUAGGUUUUAUCCUAUUCUCCAUGUGAAUUACAGCAUACCUUUCUAUUGGCAAUCUUUGUUCCAGUUAAAUAUCCUGCAUGAAUGUGAAAAGCCGCAACUGCUGCAAAACUGAAGCUUUGAGGAAUUCUCCCGGUCCACCAGCCCCAGCCAGGACAGGAACCCAUGAUGAUCAUGCUAGCUAUUGAUUGCGUUUUCCUUUCGCCGAUCUUCAUCCUGCUGAAACGUAUAUUUGCUUCAAGAGCCGUUAUUUUCUCAAAUGAUCCCGCUCUUCAAGAUCGGGCAUCUUCACAGGCUUCUUUCUAGUCACAUCUUUCCUUAAUAAACAAAAAGCAUACCAGUGGCGUAGUUUGGAGGGUGUUUUUUUUAAAAAAAGAAACAACUGAUAACAGCUCAUCUCUUCCAGGGUUUCCACCCCAGUCUGUAUCCAUAGUGCACGUUAACAAUUCAUUAAGUUUAAUAACUUUGAUUUUCUAAUUUAUGGUUUAGGUUCGUACGUUGUGCUUUGUGUUGCCUCCCCCCCAUAGACAAAGCCUUUCUUGCCUGAAAAUCAUUUUGUGAAUUUUUCCCCAACUUGUCUUUAGCCAACCCCACUCCCCAUCCACCUUCCUUUCAUUCAGCAACCUGCCAUGUCUACCCAUCCUUCCCUCUCACACUUUCCAAGUGCAGCCAAGUGCAGCCAAAACCAAGAUGACACAUGGCCCAGAUCAUGCAUUAGUCACACUUGAACUUUACAGGCACAUUAAAUCUUUAUGACUACAC